Trametes versicolor FP-101664 SS1 is the source of this 3524-nucleotide messenger RNA. RefSeq lists its product as uncharacterized. The record is from RefSeq and is a predicted model, not a curated record. Gene Ontology annotation, cellular component: endoplasmic reticulum membrane. The transcript is spliced from 17 exons. Gene Ontology annotation, molecular function: Glc3Man9GlcNAc2 oligosaccharide glucosidase activity. Gene Ontology annotation, biological process: oligosaccharide metabolic process; protein N-linked glycosylation. NCBI's taxonomy places the organism in Eukaryota, Fungi, Basidiomycota, Agaricomycetes, Polyporales, Polyporaceae. The coding region runs from base 1 to 3309 and encodes 1102 amino acids.
AUGUCACAGACACCGCUGAAGAAGCUGCAGGCCAAGAUAUUUCGCGGGCAGAAUGGCGAGGACGCUGCCCGGGAAGACAAGCCUACGCGCUCCUCAUCCGACCCCGCCCUUACAAUCAACAUCCCUAAUCCCAACCUGAACGAGUCUUCUCAGCCGGGCCCUGCGCCCCCCAAGAUGGCCAAGACUGAGUCUACAGGCCCCCACGAUGCUGAAGAAGAUGCACGCGCAGACCCGUUCCGCCAGAGGCUCAGCGAGAAGCUUGGCCCGGAGUACCAUGGUGCAGAGCGCUUCCGUCUGGAUCAGGACGGCCGCAGGGAGCACCACUGGAAGAGAUGGGGUCCUUAUCUUAGCGACCGGCAAUGGGCCACCGUACGCGAGGAUUACUCGGCGAAUGGCGAUGCUUGGAGCCAUUUCCCGCACGAGCACGCCCGCUCGCGUGUAUAUAGGUGGGGCGAGGACGGUCUCGGUGGUAUCUCCGACAACCACCAGCGUCUUUGUUUCGGGCUUUCGCUCUGGAAUGGAGAAGAUCGCAUCCUCAAGGAACGCCUCUUUGGUGUCACCGGCCAUCAGGGAAACCACGGCGAAGACGUGAAGGAGCUCUACUACUACCUCGACUCCACCCCCACCCAUUCGUACAUGAAGUUCCUGUACAAGUACCCGCAGAAGGCGUUCCCGUACGAGGAGCUCGUGCGCGAGAACCAGCACCGCGACCGUAACGUCUCCGAGUUCGAAAUUCUCGACACCGACGUGUUCGACGACGACCGCUACUGGGAUGUAUUCAUGGAGUACGCCAAAGACGAGCAGGACCCCGACAGUGUCUACGUCCGUAUCACAUCUUACAACAGAGGUCCUGAGCCCGCGACGCUUCACGUCAUCCCUCAGUUUUGGUUCCCCAACAGUUGGUCGUGGUCGGACAACCCACCGUCUCGGCCGUCGAUGUGGGCCGCCGGCGACGGAGUGAUCACCGCUGUUGACCCUACGCUUGGGAAGUACAACCUAUACUGUCUUCCCUCCCCGCCUCCAGUGGACAACAAGGGACAGCUCAACGUAGGCGAAAGCGGGGAGCCGGAGGCCGUCGAUGCCAACCUCCUGUUCACUGAGAACAACACGAACUUCCAUCGUCUUUACGGCGGCCAGAACGAGACGCCAUACGUCAAGGAUGCUUUCCACGACCAUAUCAUACCCGCUCAUCGCCCUCCGCCUACCGAUGAAGGUCACCCAGGCUUCUUCUCUACGAAGAUUCACACCGGAUAUGCCAGCCACGGCGGAGGCGAUGACACUCCCAGCUCUGAGGAAGAGUUGGGCCCUCGUACCCCGUUCCCUGCAACCCCGUCUUUCGUCAACCCCGCUAAGAGGGGCACGAAGUCCGCCGCUCACUAUGUCUUCGAGAACGUCCCCCCUCGUGGCGGGUGCGCUGUCGUCCGCCUCAAGCUUACUCCUCGCACGCCCGCUCAGGACCCGAGUAUUGAGGAUGAGGGCAUCUUCGACGACACCGUGGAAGAGCGUAGGGAAGAAGCCAACGAGUUCUACUCCGGACUUGUACUAGGCCCUAUCAGCGACGAUCUCAAGCAGAUCAUGCGUCAGGCUCUAGGUGGCCUGAUGUGGACGAAGCAGUACUACCAAUUUGUUCAGAAGGACUGGCUGAAGGGCGACCCGGCGCAGCCUCCGCCGCCGCCAGAGCGCAAGUGGAUUAGGAACAAGGACUGGAAGCAUCUGCAUAUCGCUGACAUCUUGUCUAUGCCCGACAAGUGGGAAUAUCCCUUCUUCGCGGCAUGGGACACGGCCUUCCACUGCAUCCCGCUUGCAGUUGUGGAUCCCGCGUUCGCCAAGAAGCAGUUGGAUCUGUUGACGCGUGAGUGGUAUAUGAAGCCUGACGGUCAAAUUCCGGCCUACGAAUGGAACUUCGGCGACGUCAACCCACCUGUGCAUGCCUGGGCCACAUUCCGCGUAUUCAAGAUCGAACGCAAGUUGUAUGGGAGAGAGGACCUCAAAUUCCUUGAGCGCGUUUUCCAGAAGUUGCUCCUUAACUUCACCUGGUGGGUCAACCGUAAAGAUCAAGGUGGAAACAACGUCUUCGAAGGAGGUUUCCUUGGCCUGGACAACAUUGGCGUGUUCAACCGUUCGGAACCGUUGCCAACGGGCGGCACUCUGCGUCAAGCAGACGGCACGGCGUGGAUGGCGUUCUACUGUUUGAACAUGCUGAACAUCGCCUUGGAACUAGCUAAGCAUAACGAUACCUACCAGGACAUCGCCUCAAAGUUUUUCGAACACUUCAUCUUCAUUUCCGAUGCCAUGACCUUCCGCGGCGGAGGUGACGAUGAGCUCAGUCUGUGGAGCGAAGAAGACGGAAUGUACUACGAUGCUAUCCAAUUCGACAACGGGCAUUCGAUGCAGCUGCCGGUUCGCAGUCUCGUCGGGCUGAUCCCUCUCUACGCUACGCUAGUGCUCGAGCCAUCCACUGUCAACCGCUUCCCCGGGUUCAAGAAGCGCAUGGAAUGGUUCAUCGACAACCGGCCAGGAAUGUCGGAGCGUAACAUGGCCAACAUGCAGACGAGAGGUCGUGGAGAACGUCGACUGCUUGCCCUGGCGAGCAAGGAGAGGCUCGUCAAGAUCUUGGAGAAGAUGCUUGACGAGGACGAGUUCCUCAGUGAGCACGGCAUUCGAUCGCUGUCCAAGAAGCACAAGGAUCAACCUUGGGGGAUGGAUGUGAAUGGCGAGCGUUACGAGGUCAACUACUGGCCAGGUGAUUCCAAGUCCGGCAUGUUCGGAGGCAACUCGAACUGGCGUGGUCCUAUCUGGCUUGCCGUCAACUUCAUCCUCAUCGAGAGUCUCCAGCGUUUCUACCAGUUCUAUGGUGACGAGGUCCAAGUCGAAUGUCCGACCGGCAGCGGGGAUUAUAUGAACCUUGUCCAAGUGGCAGAGGAGAUCCAGCACCGCAUUAUCCACAUCUUUGGCAGGGAUAUGGAAGGGAAGCGCGCUGCUAACGGCGGGAACCCGAAGCUUGACCACGACCCACACUUCCGUGACUACGUGUGGUUCCAUGAGUUCUUCCAUGCCGAUGACGGUCGGGGUCUGGGAGCCUCCCAUCAGACUGGAUGGUCUGGGCUCGUUGCCUACCACAUCUUGCAGAGUGGAGCGAACUGCAGGUUGCCCAAGACACCGAAAACUCCUCGCAGUCUGGCUCACCACUACUUCGACGAGACCAUUGAUGCGCAAUCUGAGGUUGGGGAUGAAACACGGUCCCUGUACAGCGCGUACAGCGCGGCGGACCUCAACACUCUGGGUGACAUCUCGCCCGACGCGUUGUAGACACGAGAGGAGAAGGCAUAGAUUCCAUGUCUCAUUAGAUGGCCCGCUUUCCGCUCCCAGGCAACGGACACGGACAAAUUUCCCAUACAAGUGUUAGAAUAUUCGUGUAUACCAUGCCGCAGCGCAGCCCCAGUCUCCCGGAUCCAUCAUCGAAUAGCAACUAGCUCUCUCUCUGUAGCAUGAGUUCUCGUUGACAAUAUACGUAUCUCGUUGGC